Messenger RNA from Phalaenopsis equestris, 1989 nucleotides. Its product is annotated as pentatricopeptide repeat-containing protein At1g71060, mitochondrial. The transcript has a single exon. Gene Ontology annotation, molecular function: protein binding. The coding region runs from base 19 to 1725 and encodes 568 amino acids. Lineage: Eukaryota; Viridiplantae; Streptophyta; Magnoliopsida; Asparagales; Orchidaceae. The record is from RefSeq and is a predicted model, not a curated record.
UUCUGUGGCUUUGUGGAGAUGGGUUUAGUCCACUAUGUCGGGCGUAUAUCAAAAUCCACUACUAAAUUUGUUGCUUCUCCUGAGAAAUGCUCAGUAAUCUUUCAUCGUGGCACAGCACUUGCUGGCCAUGACUUCAAAGUUGGUUCUUCUAGAUCUAUUAGCAUUUUCAGUGUUCAAUUCUAUCAUAAAAAGUCAAUCUUUCUAAACAAGGAACUAUCUUUUAGUGAGAGCUGCAUUCCAUUUAUACCUUAUCGUCUGAUGCUUCAAGUUGAUUUUCACAAUUCUGCUCACUUUUUGGACAAAGCCCAAUUUUCUGUGGAGCCAGCAACCAGUGAAACCUUAGCUACUGUGAACAGGAAGAUAUCAGAAGAUGCUGAUAAAAUCUGCAGAAUGCUCUCUAGCCAGCCUAUUUCCAACGUCAGAAUCUCCCUAGAUGAUGCUGGGAUUAGGAUUUCGCCAGACAUUGUUGCUGAGGUCUUGAAGAAACUCGGCAAUGCUGGAAUGGUAUCUCUCUCAUUUUUUCGUUGGGCUGAGAACAAAGAGAGCUUUGUUUACACAACAGAGAUUUUCCACCAUCUUAUUGAUGCGCUUGGAAAAAUCAAGCAGUUCAGAUUAAUCUGGAGUUUGGUUGAAUCAAUGAAGCAAAGAGGCCUACUUAAAAAGGAAACUUUUGUGUUAGUCGGCAGGAGAUAUGCAAGAGCUAGAAAGAUUAGAGAAGCAAUUCAAGCUUUUGAGAAAAUGGAAGUAUUUGGCCUGAAGCCUGAAUUAGCUGAUUAUAACAGCUUGAUUGAUACCAUUAGCAAAUCCAAGAAUGUCAUGCGAGCUCAGGAGAUUCUUUAUGACUUAAAGAGGAGAAGGAAAUUCUCGCCGGACCUGAAAACUUACACAAUUCUUAUUGAGGGAUGGGGACAAGAAAGAAACUUGACAAGGAUGAAGGAAGUUUAUGAUGAAAUGAUCAAACAAAAUUUUGAGCCUGAUGUGGUGACUUAUGGAAUACUAAUCAAUGCAUUUUGCAAAUCUGGCAAUUGUGAUGAGGCACUCUUAAUAUUCCGCAACAUGGAGGAGAAGGGCUGCAAACCAAGUCCUCACAUAUAUUGUACUCUGGUUAAUGGAUUGGGCUCACAGAAGAGAUUGGAUGAAGCAUUGAAGUACUUCGAACUAUCUAAACAGUGUGGUCACCCUCAUGAAAUUCCAACUUACAAUGCUGUUGUGGGAUCUUACUGUUGGGCUUUAAGGUUUGAGGAUGCUUUCAAAGUUGUUGAUAAGAUGAUGAAUUUGCACAUCGGCCCAAAUGCAAGAACAUUUGAUAUAAUUCUCCACCAUCUUAUUAAAGUGGGGCAAACUGAAGAGGCAUAUAAGGUAUUUCAGAAUAUGGGGAGUUAUGGAGACUGUGAACCGCAACUUAAUACUUAUACCAUGAUGGUAAACAUGUUAUGCGCUGAGGAAAGAGUUGACAUUGCACUUAAAGUGUGGAAGCAGAUGAAUGAAAAAGGAGUUCUUCCAUGCAUGCAUAUGUUCUCAGCUCUAAUCAAUGGACUGUGCUUUGAGAAUAGGAUGGAUGAAGCCUGUAAAUACUUUCAGGAGAUGCUUGAUAAGGGAAUCAGGCCAUCCGGCCAGUUGUUUUCUAAACUGAAGGAAACUCUACUUGAAGGAGGAAAGAAGGAUUUGGCCUAUAUGAUGUCCAUGAAAUUGGAUAAGUUAAGAAAGACACCACUAAAUGGUUGAUGUUUAUGUUUUAAGUCAAAAGGUUUUGUUGGUUCCAUCAUAUAGUAUUGCCUUGUUAUGUCAGCACUAUAAAGUUUUGCAACUGGAACAAGGACUGAUUUUAUGGUAAUGCUUAUUGCUUACGUUGGCUUGCGGAAAGAUGGACCUGCCAGUACCGGCAAAAUUGGAUUUUUUUUCAUUUUACUACAUUUAUGUGAUAGAUGGGAAAUAGAGCAUCGAAGUUUGGUGUUUUUUUGUCCAGAAUUACUGCAGUUUGACUGAUAU